CGUGCAAAGCUGCGCUCAGUCCUCCUUCUCGUGUGCAGGGAGACACGCGCACUCCGUGUUAGUAGGUGGAAGUAACUUUUAUCCUCCGGAGAAGAGUUAACAAACAACACCUGGGAUAUAAAUCUGGUCGUAAAGCGUCACGAAGAACGAUAACCAUGUCUGCCUCAUCGGCGAAAGUGAGCAGGAAGGAGAAUUCAAAUCACGACGGAGCGGACGAGACCUCUGAAAAAGAGCAACAGGAAGCGAUCGAACACAUCGAUGAAGUACAGAAUGAAAUCGACAGACUGAACGAGCAGGCGAGUGAAGAAAUUUUAAAAGUAGAGCAGAAGUACAACAAAUUACGCCAGCCGUUCUUUCAGAAGCGAUCAGAACUCAUAGCCAAAAUCCCCAACUUCUGGGUCACAACAUUCGUCAACCAUCCACAAGUUUCAGCACUUCUGGGCGAGGAAGAUGAGGAAGCACUUCAUUACUUGUCGAGGGUGGAGGUCACCGAGUUCGAGGACAUCAAGUCUGGAUACAGAAUAGAUUUUUAUUUCGACGAGAACCCGUACUUUGAGAAUAAAGCCCUCUCCAAAGAGUUUAACGUGAACGAGAGCGGGGAUCCUGUUUCCAAAUCAUCUGAAAUCAAAUGGAAAGCCGGAAAGGACCUGACAAAGCGUUCGGGCCAGACGCCGAACAAAGCUGGGAAGAAACGGCAGCACGAGGAGCCCGAAAGCUUCUUCACCUGGUUCACCGAUCACUCAGACGCCGGAGCUGACGAGCUGGGAGAAGUCAUCAAGGACGACAUCUGGCCCAACCCGCUGCAGUACUACCUGGUACCAGACAUGGAGGAUGAGGAAGGAGACGGAGAUGAUGAUGACGAUGAUGAGGAGGGUCUGGAAGAUAUCGACGAGGGGGAGGAAGAGGAGGGUGACGAUGAUGACGAGGAUGGUGAUGGGGAAGACGGAGAGGAUGACGGAGAGGACGAUUAAACUUCUCGGCUUUCACUUUUCCCCUCGUCCUCCCUCUGUGAUCAUCCUACAAACCUCGGGAGCAAAAUAUUUUGUUUGUUUGUUUAUUUUUUUCUGGGUGGGGAGGGGUGGGAUUUGUAUAAAAGUAAUAAAAAAAAAAUCUUGUGUGUCGUUAGCAUGUCCAUCCUUCCACCUCUGCAGCCCUGACGUAUCCAUGACGACAGGCUCCUUACAGCAGCAGGUGUGCGUCGGGGUUGCAGCGGGAGGGGAGGGUGGCCCUUCGAAGUCUCACCUGUCAUCGUUUCCCUACAUCUCCCAAAGACAUGCAAAAGAAUAAAAAAAACUUUGUAGCAUUCUGCACGUCAUCCUACGUAGAUUUAAAAUACGUACAAUAGCAAUUUAUAUGUCGGAUAUGAAUUCUGUUGAAGUUGUGAGUUGAAUAAAAAUAAGCCAUGGUGCAGUGAUAACUUAAUCAUAGCAUCCUAAGCCACUUUUAUAUAUAUAAAUAUAUAUGUGUAUAUUAUAAUAUAUCCAGUGGUGGGUGGGACUAAGGCUUAUUACUAGAAGUUGCAUUUUCCUUUGUGACUUGUUGUACUAAUGGAACUGAUUGAAAGCACCAGCUUGUUCCUUUCAACUGUUGUAAAUGUUUUUGGGAUCUUGUUGGGACGGGUGUUAUUGUACACAGUUUGAAGGCAGGGGUAGGGUGGGGAGGUGCGGGAUGGGGGGGCAGCAGCAGGGCUUUGACAACAACUCUGGACGUCUGUUUAAGAUUUUUCUUUUUUUGUGUUUUUCAAGCACCCACAGAAAACGUUUGAAUUGUACAUUUUUUUUUUUAUAUAAACCGUAAAAAAAAACCUUUUGAGCUUGGCUUAACAUUUUGAAGAUGAGAGAUGAGAAGUUUUCUGCGGAGUCGUCUCUGUGGCGUCUGCAGCGCUUCUCCUGUUCUGCUGGAAACCUGUUGGCGUUAAAUUAAGUGUAUCAGUUGCUUUGUUACAAUAAAUAAAUGAAAACAUGA
Molecule: messenger RNA, 1965 nt
Organism: Labrus mixtus (cuckoo wrasse)
Lineage: Eukaryota; Metazoa; Chordata; Actinopteri; Labriformes; Labridae
Product: protein SET-like
Exons: 8
Coding region: 156-971 (271 amino acids)
Biological process (GO): nucleosome assembly
Cellular component (GO): chromatin; nucleus
Molecular function (GO): histone binding; chromatin binding
Source: RefSeq, a predicted model, not a curated record